GGCUGUGAUCUUAAACUAAAUUAAACAUACUAAAUUAAACCGUGGCUUGCAUGAAAUCCGUGCUGUAAAUAAUAUUAUGUGUGCGAGCAGCGGCAACUGCCAUCGAAACGGCGUCUUCUACCAAUAGUGUUAAUAAAGUGAAAGUCCACAUUCAGUUCUUGUAAUUGUCCGUGUAUGCGUGUUGUAAACCUACCAAAAAUAGCAAUAAACAAUAACAAUGCAGCCGCAUAACUGACGUCAUAAGAGAGGCAGGAAGCGAGAGAGAGCGUGCGCGUGUGUGAACAACUGUAAACCUCAACCGGCAAAACCUCAAAAACCGAACAGCUGUGUGCCUCCAGAACAAAAUCAAAAAGCAACAACAACGAUUACAAUACCGCAAUAAGCAAUAAAAUAAUCACAAAAAACAAAACAAAAACAAAAACUCAUUUGUUAAAAUGUAUCGCAUCGGUCCAAUUGGACGGAAAUCAAACUUCCAUUCGCGAGAGAAAUGUCUGAUUGGCCUUGUCUUGGUCACCCUGUGCUUCCUUUGCUUUGGCGGCAUUUUUCUGCUGCCGGAUAACUUUGGUGGCGAUCGUGUCCUCCGCGUCUACAAGCACUUCCAGAAGGCCGGCCCAGAGAUAUUUAUACCCGCCCCACCACUCGCCGCCCAUGCGCCACGCAACGAGGAUCCCCACUUUAUGGGCGACCGCCAACGGCUAGAGCAGAAAAUUCGAGCAGAAUUGGGCGACAUCCUGGAUGAGCCACCGGCAGCACAGGCCGCUGCAGCGGGUGAAGCGGGAGCAUUUGGCGCAGAUGCAGCCAAUGUUCAGGCCCCAGCUCCCGCUGCUGCGCUCGAUGAGCAACUGGAACAGGAGCGGGCAGAGGCAGAGGAUGCCCGCCAUGUGGCCGUGCCCGUGCUGGCGGCUCCAGCACAGGGCGACUCCGGCACAGUUUCCACUCACAACAAUCCCGCGCAGCAAAUCAUCCAAUUGCCCAUGGGAGGGGGAGGAAAUGAAGAGGCGCCGGACACUCUGGACGCCACCCUGGAGGAACGACGUCAGAAAAUUAAAGAGAUGAUGGAGCAUGCCUGGCGCAACUAUAAGCUGUAUGCUUGGGGCAAGAACGAGCUGCGUCCGCUGUCGCAGCGUCCGCAUUCGGGCAGCAUAUUUGGAUCCUAUGAUCUGGGUGCAACAAUUGUCGAUGGCCUGGACACGCUGUACAUUAUGGGGCUGGAGAACGAGUAUCGGGAGGGUCGUGACUGGAUUGAGCGUAAAUUCACGCUGGACAACAUCAGUGCAGAGCUGAGCGUGUUUGAGACGAACAUUCGGUUUGUGGGCGGCAUGCUGACCCUGUACGCCUUCACCGGUGAUCCGCUGUACAAGGAGAAAGCACAGCAUGUGGCCGACAAGCUGCUGCCUGCCUUCCAAACGCCCACGGGCAUACCCUAUGCCCUGGUCAACACAAAGUCCGGCGUGGCCAAGAACUAUGGCUGGGCAUCGGGCGGUAGCUCGAUCCUCUCGGAAUUUGGCACACUGCAUUUGGAGUUUGCCUAUCUGAGUGACAUUACCGGCAAUCCGUUGUACCGCGAACGCGUUCAGACCAUCCGCCAGGUGCUCAAGGAAAUCGAAAAGCCAAAGGGAUUGUAUCCCAAUUUUCUCAAUCCAAAGACGGGCAAAUGGGGACAACUUCACAUGUCGCUGGGCGCCUUGGGGGACAGCUACUACGAGUACUUGCUGAAGGCCUGGCUGCAGUCGGGACAAACGGACGAGGAGGCGCGCGAGAUGUAUGACGAGGCAAUGGUGGCGAUCAUGGAUAAAAUGGUGCGCACCAGCCCCAAUGGACUGACGUAUGUGUCCGAUCUCAAGUUUGAUCGUUUGGAGCAUAAAAUGGAUCAUUUGGCAUGCUUUUCAGGCGGCCUGUUUGCCCUAGGCGCUGCCACACGCCAAAACGAGCACCGGGACAAGUACAUGGAGGUGGGCAAGGGCAUUACAAACACUUGCCACGAGAGCUACAUACGAGCGCCGACACAACUGGGACCCGAAGCAUUCCGUUUCAGCGAUGCUGUGGAAGCGCGGGCCCUGCGGUCACAGGAAAAGUACUACAUACUGCGUCCGGAGACAUUUGAGAGCUACUUUGUGCUGUGGCGCCUCACGCACGAUCAGAAGUAUCGCGAUUGGGGCUGGGAGGCGGUGCUGGCACUGGAGAAGCAUUGCCGCACACCACAUGGCUAUUGCGGCCUGCGUAAUGUCUAUCAGCAGGAGCCACAGAAGGAUGAUGUGCAACAGAGCUUCUUCCUUGCCGAAACACUAAAGUAUCUGUACUUGCUGUUCUCGGAUGAUUCGGUACUGCCGCUGGACGAAUGGGUGUUCAACACGGAGGCGCAUCCGCUGCCCAUUAAGGGUGCCAAUCAGUACUAUCGUCAGGCGCCCGUUACGCUGCCCGUCUCGAAUGCCUCAUAAGAGACCCGACACUACUGGCAGCUGCUUCUCUUGUCUAUAGCAAUGCACUUUACUUAGCUCCUCAUAUGUACUAAAGCCAAAAGUGCAUAUAACCUCCUCUUUUUUUCUUCUUUUUUUUUGUUUUUUUUUUUAAGUUUUAAGCUAGUUUACAACGUAAUGACAACUACAACUGCAUAAGGCAACAAAAGAAA
Drosophila guanche is the source of this 2629-nucleotide messenger RNA. RefSeq names its product mannosyl-oligosaccharide alpha-1,2-mannosidase IA (gene alpha-Man-Ia). Gene Ontology annotation, cellular component: endoplasmic reticulum; Golgi membrane. Gene Ontology annotation, molecular function: mannosyl-oligosaccharide 1,2-alpha-mannosidase activity; calcium ion binding. Gene Ontology annotation, biological process: carbohydrate metabolic process; N-glycan processing. Bases 435 to 2438 code for a protein of 667 amino acids. Lineage: Eukaryota; Metazoa; Arthropoda; Insecta; Diptera; Drosophilidae. The transcript is spliced from 7 exons. The record is from RefSeq and is a predicted model, not a curated record.